This is a messenger RNA of Ceratina calcarata, 5345 nucleotides long. RefSeq lists its product as uncharacterized. The transcript is spliced from 19 exons. Bases 54 to 5249 code for a protein of 1731 amino acids. NCBI's taxonomy places the organism in Eukaryota, Metazoa, Arthropoda, Insecta, Hymenoptera, Apidae. The record is from RefSeq and is a predicted model, not a curated record.
GAUCGAAGCCGAAGGUGAUCGAUUCUCCUCCUCUCAGUCUAUUAAUUGUGGACAUGCACAAGCUGUCGCUGUUAAUUGCGCUCGGCGCACUAUGCGCCGUGGCGAAGACCGCGGAUGCCGCCGCUUACACCGGUUCUCGUACCGCGGACAUGGACUUCCUCAACAAGCAGAAGAAGAUCUUCGAUCUUCUCCUAUACGUGAAACAGGCGGACCUGAUCGACGCCGAAUGGUACGAGAUCGGCAAGAACUACAACCUCGAGAACAACAUCGACGUGUACAAAGACAAGAAUGUCGUAGAGAAAUUCCUGUGGUGGUACAAGCAAGGCAUGUUCACGUCCCGCGACGCGAUCUACACGCCGUACAACAAGGAACAGUUGUACGAGAUGAAGAUGCUGUUCGAGCUGUUCUACAAUGCCAAGGACUUCCAGACGUUCUACAAGACCGCCUGCUGGGCCCGGCUAAGAAUGAACGCCGGCAUGUUCACGAACGCGUUCACGAUAGCGGUGUUCUACAGGCCUGACUGCAAGUACAUGAGGCUGCCCGCGAUCUACGAGAUCUUCCCCAAUUUCUUCUUCGACUCCAGCGUGAUACAAGAAGCGCAGUACCUGAAAAUGUCCAGAGGUGGUAGCGCGAGCAGCGGUAUGAACAAUAUCGAGACCUACAUGGUGAACGCGAACUACUCCGGCAAAUACGUGAUGCCAUACCAAGACGAAGAGUACAAAUUGGACUACUUUAUGGAGGACAUCGGUCUGAACUCGUAUUACUAUUACAUGAGACAGCUGUUCCCGUUCUGGAUGAGCAGCAACAAGUACGGUAUACCCAAGGAGUUCCGAGGACAGUUCUAUUAUUACUUCCACAAGCAACUGAUGGCCAGAUACUACCUCGAGAGAAUAUCAAACGGUCUAGACAGGAUCAACGAAUUCGAUUGGUACAAACCUAUUUACCCUGGAUAUUACUCUACUUUGACGUUCCCCAAUGGUAUCGCUCUACCCCCGAGAAACAGAUACUCCAACGUGCCGUAUUACAAGUACAAGUAUCUUAAAGAGAUCAACGCCCUGGAGAUGCGCAUAAUGGACGCUAUCGACUCCGGUUAUUUGAUAGACGAACGCGGCAAGAAGAUCGACAUCUAUACUCCAGAAGGGUUGAACUUCCUCGGCAACGUGAUUGAAGGAAACAUGGAUUCGUGCAAUAAGAGAUUCUACGGCAUGUACGACGCCCUGGCACGCGACAUCCUCGGCUUCAGCUUCGACUACGAGAACAAGAACAACGUGAUUCCUAGCGCACUUCAAUGUUACUCUACUAGCAUGAGAGACCCGGCCUUCUAUAUGCUCUACAAGAGAAUCAUGACAUACUUCAUGAGAUACAAGAAGUUCCAGCCGCAGUACGCUCAAAGCGAGCUCCAAGUGCCUGGAGUGAAAAUCGAAUCGGUGACGAACGUGGACAAACUGUACACGUACUUCGAUAAAUGCGACACUCUGAUUAAUAACGCAGCAUCGGUGGAGAACUUCAAAUACGGAAUGUUCCUUCGUCUGAAGGCUCGUCGUAGCUGCCUCAACUAUCAACCGUUCACGUACAAGAUCAACAUGAACAGCGACAAAGAGAUAAAGGGUACUCUCAGAAUCUUCCUCGGACCGGCCUUCGACGACGUCAAAGAAGACAUGGAGUAUCUGCAGAAAUAUUAUUACUACUUCUACGAAAUGGACAAGUUCACCGUGAACCUGCGCCCUGGAAUGAACACGAUCGAACGUCGCAGCUCUGAAUCUCUGUUCACGGCUCCGGACAUGAUGUCUAGCGACGCGUUCUACGAUAAAUUGAACAACGCGAUCAGCGGAAACGAGCCGUUUAUGUACUCCGAGAAAAUGUUCGGCUUCUCCGAACGUCUGACUCUGCCGCGCGGUAAACCUGAGGGACUGAAGUUCAAGAUGUUCUUCUUCUUCAGCCAGUACGAAGAAGGUGCCGGCGCCUCGUUUACGAUACCGAUGUACGGCAAGGUGAUACUUGACGGAAAACCUUUCGGUUUCCCGUUAGACAGACCCAUGUGGGCUUGGAACUACACCAUCCCCAACAUGUAUUUCAAAGACGUGUACAUUUACAACCGUCAGUACGCAGACAAGGAAAGGUGCAGGGAAAAGACUACGGCCAACAAAAUUCAUAGGCUGUACUUUAAUUUUUCAAAUAAUGAUUCCGUUACUGAAGAUACAUGCUCUUUGCAAGAUAAAAUUGAUAAAUUAACAUUCAAUCUUGCAAUGAGGGAGAAAGAUGUGAAGCAUUAUUUGGAAAAAAGUGAAAACUUAGAAAAACAGACUGCAAAGUUGAGGAAAGAAGUGACCAAAGUAGAACAUGAAUUAAAGACCAAAGACACAGCUAUUCAUGCUUACAAAGAUCAAAUAAACUUCUUUAAGCUACAAAUAACGCAGGUAGAAGAAACAAACAAGGAGCUCGCCAGUGUGAAAAAUAAACUUCAAACUUAUAAGAAUAUACAAGAAUUGCUCCAGGGUUCAGAGAAAGAAGUCAAAGAAAUAUUACUAAGUUCGCAGGAUCGAAACUCACUUGCUACAUACAUAGCUGCGUUGAAAAGAGAACUGCUGAUUACAAUGGACAGACGACGAGAAUGGAGGAGUAAAAUGAGGGUUAUACAACAAGAAUUAUCUAAAGUGACUAUGGAACGAAACUUCUUAACCGAGGAGCAAGCAAAAAGAAAGAAACUGGAACAAGAGGUCCUGACGUACGAAAGUAAAAUAAUGAGUUUAGAGAACGAGAUCAAAGAUCUGAGGGAACAAGGUUCACCGGAGACAUCACAUAUUUGCUGUAAUCGGAAACCUGUCGUUGCGUCGAGCAGCAAACCUUGUGUCAAGUCUAGCAAACCGCUAAGGGUACAAAAUGUAAAAGCUGAUUUCAACGACAGCUCUACCUCUCAUGACCAUGUACCAACUUCUCCGUUCCUUCCCGUGAAUGUUAUGGGAAUAUAUAAUUUAGAGAAACGUCUUCCAAAACGGGACGUAGUAAAAAGUUCAUCGAUUCUGACGAAGAAGCCGCGGAUCGAACAACAAGGAAAUGUACAAACUCGAUCACUGGAAACCAAUAUUACAUACAAUGGUCUUGGAGGCCAUUCGAAACUCGAAAAUUUUCCCAGUUCAUCUGUAUAUAAGACCAGCGAGGAUCCUAACUAUUCGGAGUACGUGAUUAUCAGCAUGAUGAAGACUGCAUUCUUAGCUCUGGCCGCCUUCUGUCUGACGGUCCAGGCUGCGCACCAGCUGCCUAGCCAGGUCGCCGACAAGACCUACCUUACCAAACAAAAGAAUAUCUACGAACUGUUCUGGCACGUGGACCAGCCUACCGUCUAUCAUCCUGAACUCCAUCAGAAGGCGCGUACCUUCAACAUCGUUGAACAUGUGGACAACUACAAUGACAAGGAAGCUGUGAACAAUUUUAUCCAGCUGCUGAAGCACGGUAUGCUUCCACGCGGCUGGACUUUCACACUGACAGACCCGGACAUCAGGCACCAAACGGUGACUCUGUUCCGAGUUCUGCACAGCGCGAAAACGUUCGAUGAUUUCUACAAGACAGCUGUCUGGGCCAGAUUCCACGUUAACGAGUACAUGUACACUUAUGCCCUGGCCGUAGCCGUGAUGCAUCGUCCAGAUACCAAAUACAUCAAGCUGCCUCCGCUAUACGAAGUCGUCCCGCACUUCUUCUUCAACAAUGAAGUCAUACAAAAGGCUGAGAGCAUCGCCAUGGGCAACGAAUCUGGCAUUAAGAAAACUGUAGGCGGAAUCGACACUUUUGUGGUCCCAGCCAACUACAGCGGAUGGUACUGGACCAGACAUCAUACACAUGAGCAAAAAUUAUCUUACUUCACCGAGGACGUCGGUUUGAACGCAUUUUACUUCAUGCUUCAUCAUCAUGCUCCUUUCUUCAUGCCUGGUAACAUUACUCACGUCACUGUCGCACAAACCCGUGGUGAAUACUACUUCUUCACGCACAAGCAACUCUUGACUAGGUAUUACCUUGAGAGACUGAGCAACGGUUUAGGUGAAAUCAGUUAUGUGAGCCUGGACCAUCCCAUAGAGACCGGAUAUUAUCCUACCAUGCAGUUCCGUAAUGGACUUCCGUUCCCUCAAAGAGAAGCCGGUGCCGUUGUACCUCUUGAUUUGUUGAUUCACACACAGGCCAUCAAAGAGUGGCAUCACAGAAUCCUUACCGCCAUCGAUCACGGCUACGUGCUCGAUUCUACGGGCGAAAAGAUAAACAUUUACUCGAGCAACGGACUGAACAUACUUGGUAACAUCGUCGAAGGCAAUGUCGACACCGUUAACGAACAUUUGUACGGUCAUCUCAACAGUUUCAUGAGGAAGGUCUUUGGAUUUGGUCACGACUCGCACGUCAAGUACCACGUGAUCCCUUCUGCUCUUGAGCUUUUCAGUACUAGCUUGAGAGACCCUGUGUUCUACAGCGUCUUCAAGAACAUCCUAACUUACUAUAACAAAUACAAGCAUCACCUUCCGAAGUACACGACUGAGGAAUUAUCCUUCCCCGGAGUGACCAUCGACUCCGUGAACGUGGACAAGCUGACUACCUACUUCGACAACUUUGAAUCUCUGCUGAGCAACGGAUUGUCCGUGCACAGCCAUAAGGAUGCCAAGAAUAUGUUGAUCAAGGCACGCCAACACCGGCUGAACCACAAGCCUUUCACUUACCACAUCUCCGUAACCAGCGACAAGAACACCAAAGCCAUGGUUCGCAUCUUCAUCGGACCGAAAUACGACGAGUUCGGACACGAGCUGGACCUCGAACAUAACUACAUAAACUUUAUGCAGUUGGACGAAUUUGUUGUCAGUCUGAAGAGCGGUAGCAACACGAUUGACAGAAGCAGCCACGAGUCUAUAUUCACAGUCCCUGACGAAGUGCCAAGCGACGUCUUCUACAAGAAACUGCAAGCAGCUAUAGACUCUGGCGAAACCUUCAAAUACUCUAAUCAACCUUACGGAUUCCCUGACAGACUUCUUCUGCCCAAAGGCAAGAAAGACGGAAUGCCGUACAAAUUAUUCGUGAUCGUUUCGCCGUUCGACGAGACCAACGCCGUCCACAUCGAGUCUCCCGUGUGGGGUCAACUGGUCACCGAUGGACAUCCCAUGGGAUAUCCUCUGGACAGGCCUUUACACUCUGUGGACUUUUUUGUGCCCAACAUGUACGUCAAAGACGUCGUCGUUUACCACAAAGAGAUAGAAGAAUUGAACGUUGCUGUUUAAACAUUUGUUUCUUCGUUUUAACUUGUAAGCUAGUAGAUUUUCUAAUGAUGAUUGUAGAGAUGUAGAAAGACAGAAAAUAAAAGAAUGUUUCCAUAA